Molecule: messenger RNA, 987 nt
Organism: Synchiropus splendidus (mandarinfish)
Lineage: Eukaryota; Metazoa; Chordata; Actinopteri; Syngnathiformes; Callionymidae
Gene: pacrg
Product: PARK2 co-regulated
Exons: 5
Coding region: 130-816 (228 amino acids)
Cellular component (GO): neuron projection; cytosol; vesicle
Molecular function (GO): Hsp70 protein binding; Hsp90 protein binding
Source: RefSeq, a predicted model, not a curated record
CCGUGGCAACCAAACUGCGUCUCAGAAGUUACCGCUCCAAAAAACAAACCGAGUGUCGUUAAUGGCAACAUACCCGUUUGUGUUUGGGUUUUUAGCGACCACAGCCUCUUAAAAACAGCACCCGCGGGCAUGUUGGGGAAGAGGACCGAAUCGAAACCGCAAGGCUUCACCUGGAGGGCGAACAUAAACAACCUGGAGGUGGAAGGUCCCCCUUCUGCUGGCGCCUUUCAAGAGCGCCCUUCUAGACCAACUAUGUUUCGCCAGUUCUACGAGCGCAGGGACUUGCCCAUCGCACUGGUGCAUGGCUCUGAGGGGAACAGUAUUGCCUGGAAGGUGGAGAUUGAGAAACUGGACUACCACCACUACCUGCCCCUGUUCUUUGAUGGUUUAUGUGAGACCACUCAUCCAUACGAAUUCUUCGCCCGCCAGGGAAUCCAUGACAUGCUGGAGCACGGCGGCCCUAAGAUCCUCCCUGUCAUCCCGCAGCUCAUUAUACCCAUCAAAAAUGCGCUGAACACCAGAAACCACCUGGUGAUGUGCAACACCCUGAAGGUCCUCCAGCAUCUGGUGAUGUCAGGUGACAAGGUGGGAGAAGCACUGGUGCCGUACUUCAGACAGAUCCUCACCGUUUUCAACAUCUUCAAGAAUGUGAGGAUCAAUCGCGGGGACGGCAUCGACUACAGCCAGGGAAAGAGGGAGAUCAUCGGCGACCUGAUCCAGGAGACCCUGGAGAUGUUCGAGCGCUACGGCGGAGAAGGCGCCUUCCUGAACAUCAAAUACAUGGUUCCCACCUACGAGUCCUGUAUGAUCAAAUGAGGCCUGCACAGCAGAGACUUUCACCCGCAGUAUUCUAUUGAACUCUCUCUCUCUCAGACUCUCCUUUAUCAGGGACUUCAUCCGUGCCCACCCCCCUCUUUAAGCCCCUGUAAGACCCUUGUCAUUCAUCCCUCGACUCUUACUGACCCUCUUCAAGCCUUCAAAUAAAAC